CGACAACGGGAAGAAUCGCUCACGAAAACUGCCGAGAUGCUUCGAGCUGAAAAUGACAGUCUGAAAAGCGAAAUCGUUCAAUUACGAGAAAUGAUCACUGAUCUUCGAAAGCAGUUGAGUUCGACAUGCCAGGCGCCGGUGUCGACGGAGCCGAUGCGAGAGACCGGGAACAUCACUCGACCAGAUUCCUACAUGCCUUACCACACGUUCCAACUCGGCUUCUCCAUCAACAGCCAAUUAUAG
Haemonchus placei is the source of this 243-nucleotide messenger RNA. The record is from the annotation of a GenBank genome assembly. Lineage: Eukaryota; Metazoa; Nematoda; Chromadorea; Rhabditida; Trichostrongylidae.